Molecule: messenger RNA, 2236 nt
Organism: Zea mays
Lineage: Eukaryota; Viridiplantae; Streptophyta; Magnoliopsida; Poales; Poaceae
Exons: 7
Coding region: 1-2220 (739 amino acids)
Source: RefSeq, a predicted model, not a curated record
AUGGACGUUUAUUUUCAGCCCCUUGUCUAUGAUCUGCUUGAUAUGUUUAUUAAUGGUGUGAAGACCUAUGAUGCCUCAAAGGGUGAAUACUUUCAGUUGCGUGCUGCAAUAAUUUGGACCAUCACUGAUUUCCCUGGUCUAGGCAGUGUAUCCGGAUUUGUCACCUCUGGUCAAGCAGCGUGUCCUGAUUGCCACUCAUUGAUUUGUUCUCUCAGACUUGGAAAUGGUAGCAAGUCUUGCUACAUGGGACAUCGUAGGUUCUUACAUCCAAACCACCCAUUUAGGUCUGAUGUUGAUUCAUUUGGUGAAAGUGAGUUGAGGCCAGCACCUACUCCUCUUUCAGGAGAGGAAAUUUUGGAUUGUACAAAAAAUUUGAAAACAAUUUAUGGCAAGAAGCCAUCAGGUAAGCCAAUAAGGAAUCAGAAACGCAAGGAUGGGAAACCAUUAGUCUUUUUGAAAAGGAGACCUAUUUGGUUCACUCUUCCAUAUUGGAAGGACUUGAAAAUUCGAUAUAAUUUUGAUGUCAUGCACAUAGAGAAGAAUGUGUGUGAAAAUAUAAUUAAUACUUUGUUGGACAUUGCUGGAAAAUCUAAGGAUAAUCUGAAUGCUCGCUUGGAUCUUCAAGCUUUAGGUAUUAGAAGCGACCUUCAUCCUAUUGAACUAGAAGCUAAUCAAUUUUAUUUGCCUCCUGCACCCUACUCAAUGAGCUCUGUUGAGAAGAAAUUGUUUUGUCAAGUAUUAAAAGGGGUCAAGUUUCCUGAUGGAUAUGCCGCUGAUAUACGACAUAAUGUUCUUGUCAAUGAAAAAAAGAUAGUUAAUCUUAAUACUCAUGGCAACCACAUUCUUCUACAAGAUUUACUGCCACUUGCUGUCCGGAGAGUUCUCCCUCAAGAAGUUAGUGCUGUGCUGAUUCGUUUAAGCACGUUCUUUAGAAAAUUGUACUCUCCUGUUAUUCGAAUAAGUGACAUGCAAAGGUUAGAAUCUGAGAUAGCUGAAAUCUUGAGCCUUUUAGAGAUUAUUUUCCCUCCAUCAUUUUUUACCAUUAAUGUACAUUUGAUGGUACAUCUUCCUACCCAAGCAAGAGUGGCAGGCCCAAUCCAUUUUCGAAGCAUGUGGCCGGUGGAGAGGUUUCUAAAAAAAUGCAAGGGCUAUGUGCGUACAAAAAGUCACCCGGAAGGAUCAAUUAUGGAGGGUUCUUUGUUUGAUGAGGCUCUCACGCUUUGUUCUCGGUAUUUACAAGAUGAGACCCACUUCAACCAUAGAGUUAGAAAUCGCUUACCAACACAAAUUUGUGUUACAACUCCAUUCUUUCACAAAAUUGGUCGAGCAUUGGCUGGAAAGUGUGUUGUCAAUUUAGAUCACAAGACAUGGCUUCAAGCACAUAGAUAUGUCCUUUUCAACUAUUCCAACAUAGAACCAUAUUUAAACAAACAUGCUCAAUACCUCUCCUCAAUUGGUGUUCGAAAUCAGCGUGAGACCAACCACAUGCAACAUAAAACCUUCCAUGAGUGGUUCAGGUUACAUGUUGAGGAAACAUGUGAGGAGGCCUCAGAAGAGAUCAAAAUUUUAGCUAAGGGACCAAUGAUGAUUGCACAUCAGUAUAACAGCUACUCAAUAAAUGGAUUCAACUUCCGUACACAGUCAUAUGAUGAGAAUAGGUCUGGAAAAACAUCUUUUAUUGGUAAAAGUGCUAGACAACUUUCAAGUGCUAUUGGGUGUCAAGUUAGAAAGAAAUUGUCUAUUGCUACCACGGACUGGAGGCUUGUUGAUAUAAACAAGAAGUAUGAGUUGUGGGAGGAUAUAAAGACAUAUUAUGAUGUAGAUGCUGCUGCCUUAAACUGGGUUAUGCGCACAGCUGGAAAGAAGUGGAAGCAAUUUAAAGCAUCCAUAAAGCAACGAUACUUCAAUCCUGAAUUGUCUAUAAAAGAAAUUCCAGAAUGUCCUGAUAAGAGGGUUAAUGAUGAUGAUUGGCACUCUAUGUACAACUAUUGGAUGUCUUCUGAAUUUCAGGAUCGCUCAGAAAAAGCUAAAAUAAAUCGACAAAAGCUAAAGAUGCACCAUACAGCCGGCAGUGUGAGCUAUGCAUGUUCAGAAUAUGAUUUGGCUGUGAAACUAGGACGUCCUCCACGAAGAGAUGAAAACUUUAUCCAAACCCAUACAAGAAAAAAUGGUGUUCCUACAGAACAGGCAAAACCAAUAAUUGUAAGGCUUUGUUGUUAAUUUUUAGUACAUUUCU